GAAAGCCCGCGCAGCAACGAAGAGCCAACAGAGCCAGAAAUAAAUUUUAGAAAAUGAAGCCCAUCCCUGAGAUCACAGCCACAGAAGUGACCAUGGAGAGAUUGGAGGAUUAGCCAGACUGGACAUGUGGGAAGAGGGUGACUGAUUCUGGCUCCCCCAACAGGGAGGCUGGUGGGGAGAAUCGGGAGUUUGAUUUGGGGCGCUGUUAGGCCGUGUUGGGGCUCAGAAGGGCAGAGGGACAGGGCCAGAGCGCCCCCUGGUGGCAGGCGUAAGGGACAGAUGAGGCCACGUUGGAUGAGAUUUCUGCAUCUUUACCUUCUUUCUAGGAUUGUUCAGAGAUAGGUGUUUGCCAGGUGCGUGGCUCCACAGAUCUCGAAGGCCCUGGCAGGUGUCGGGGCCACAAACGGGGCUGGCUUCACCUCGCUGUGUAGGCCUAGCCUGCUGUUAACAUCGUGCAGACUCAAGACUCCACCCACACGUAAACCCUCCUGCAGCUGUUGCUACUUAAAUUCGCCAAGCCGCUGAUCACGGGGGGGCCUGCUGCUGAGUUCUGUGGCGGUGGAACGUGCCAGCAACAAGCUGAUAAAGCCCCAGCUUUGGGUCCUGGGUCGCCCGAGCACACCCACCUCUGCCCACCCUGGCCUCUCCACUCCACUGCAGGCACAGUCCUUGGAAAUGUCAGUAUCCAUGUGGAUGGCCCGUCCCAGCCCUGCCUCCUACUCCUUGCAAAGGGGCGUGUGUAGAAGGAGUCGUGCAAGAAGGGGGUUAUGAAGCCAGAGUGUUUCCAUAACCGCCACACGCUCAGCCAGGCCGGAUCGGAGCGGCCCCCAUCAUGGGCUGGGGAGCCGGCGGGAGCUGUACCCCGCGCCCGCCCAUCCACCAGCAGCCGGCACCCGAAACCCGAGUGGUCGCUGUGGUGUUCCUCGGCCUCCUGCUGGACCUCCUGGCCUUCACCUUGCUGCUGCCCCUGCUGCCUGCGCUGCUGGAGAGCCACGGCCGUGCGCAGGAUCCUCUUUACGGCUCGUGGCAGCGCGGGGUGGACUGGUUUGCUGCAGCUAUUGGGAUGCCAGCCGAGAGGAGGUACAACAGCGUCCUGUUCGGAGGUCUGAUUGGCUCCAUCUUCUCCUUCCUGCAGUUCCUCUCAGCGCCUCUCACGGGGGCCGCCUCUGACUGCUUGGGGAGGCGCCCGGUGAUGCUGCUGUCCCUGGCAGGCCUGGCCACCUCGUAUGCCGUGUGGGCCACUUCGAAGAGCUUUGCAGCCUUCCUGGCCUCCAGGAUGAUUGGGGGCAUCAGCAAGGGGAACGUCAGCCUCUCCACCGCCAUUGUCGCCGACCUGGGCUCAUCUCCCGCCCGCAGCAGGGGCAUGGCAGUCAUCGGGGUGGCCUUCUCUUUGGCCUUCACGCUGGGCCCCAUGCUCGGCGCCUCCCUGCCUGUGGAGACGGCGCCCUGGUUGGCCCUGCUCUUCGCGGUCUCCGAUCUGCUGUUCAUCUGCUGCUUCUUGCCAGAGACGCUGCCCCCGGAGAAGCGGGCACCGUCCAUCACGCUGGGGUUCCAAGCUGCUGUUGACCUGCUCAGCCCUUUGGCCCUGCUCUGCUUCUCAGCCGUGGCACGUGGCCCGGACCCGCCCACCGGAGUCAGGCUGGGCAGCCUGCGCCUGCUGGGCCUGGUCUACUUCCUCUAUCUCUUCCUGUUCUCCGGCCUGGAGUUCACGUUGAGCUUCCUCGUGCACCAGCGCUUCCAGUUCAGCAGCCUAGAGCAGGGAAAGAUGUUUUUCUUCAUCGGUCUCACGAUGGCCACCAUCCAGGGCGCCUACGCCCGGCGGAUCAGCCCUGGCGGGGAGAUCGCAGCUGUGAAGCGGGCCAUCCUGCUGCUCGUCCCCGCCUUCCUUCUCAUCGGUUGGGGGCACACGCUGCCCGUGCUGGGCCUGGGGCUGCUGCUCUACUCCUUCGCCGCUGCCAUCGUGGUGCCCUGCCUGUCCUCUGUGGUCGCCAGCUAUGGCUCUCCCGGGCAGAAGGGCGUGGUCAUGGGCACGCUGCGGAGCUUGGGCGCCCUGGCCAGGGCUCUGGGGCCCAUGGUGGCCGCCUCAGCGUACUGGCUGGCCGGGGCGCAGGGCUGCUACACCGUGUGCGCGGGGCUGUUCCUGCUCCCCUUCUCCCUCCUGCGGAAGCUGAGGCCUCCGGCAGCGACGCUCAAGGCCGAGUAGCUGAGCCACGCCU
Delphinapterus leucas (beluga whale) is the source of this 2216-nucleotide messenger RNA. NCBI's taxonomy places the organism in Eukaryota, Metazoa, Chordata, Mammalia, Artiodactyla, Monodontidae. The record is from RefSeq and is a predicted model, not a curated record.